CACAAGGGCCCUCUGCGUCUCCCGAGCCGCAGGCGCAGGCAGGCCCAGCCUAGCCGGCCUCCGAGCAGGUGCAGGCGAACCGGCCAUCACCGCCCGGCCGCGCAGUGGACACCGUGCGCACCGGCCUGCGGCGCCUCCCGAGCGGGGCAGACCACGGAACCGGAGGCCAUGUCCCAUGAAAAGAGUUUCUUGGUGUCUGGGGACAACUAUCCUCCCCCUAACCCUGGAUAUCCUGGCGGGCCCCAGCCACCCAUGCCUCCCUAUGCUCAGCCUCCUUAUCCAGGGGCCCCCUACCCACAGCCCCCUUUCCAGCCCUCCCCCUAUGGUCAGCCAGGGUAUCCCCAUGGCCCCAGCUCCUACCCCCAAGGGGGCUACCCUCAAGGCCCCUACUCCCAAGGGGGCUACCCUCAGGGCCCCUACCCCCAAGGGGGCUACCCUCAGGGGCCCUACCCCCAAGAGGGCUACCCACAGGGGCCAUACCCUCAGAGCCCCUUCCCCCCUAACCCCUAUGGACAACCACAGGCCUUCCAGGCACAGGACCCUGACUCACCACAGCAUGGGAACUACCAGGAGGAGGGGCCCCCAUCCUACUAUGACAACCAGGAUUUUCCUGCCACCAACUGGGAUGACAAGAGCAUCCGACAGGCCUUCAUCCGGAAGGUGUUCCUGGUGCUGACCCUGCAGCUGUCGGUGACCCUGUCCACGGUGUCUGUGUUCACUUUUGUCCGGGAGGUGAAGGGUUUUGUCCGAGAGAACGUCUGGACCUACUAUGUCUCCUACGCCAUCUUCUUUAUCUCCCUCAUCGUCCUCAGCUGUUGUGGGGACUUCCGGCGGAAGCACCCCUGGAACCUUGUUGCACUGUCGAUCCUGACCGUCAGCCUGUCCUACAUGGUGGGCAUGAUUGCCAGCUUCUACAACACUGAGGCAGUCAUCAUGGCCGUGGGCAUCACCACGGCCGUCUGCUUCACAGUGGUCAUCUUCUCCAUGCAGACUCGCUACGACUUCACCUCGUGCAUGGGCGUGCUCCUGGUGAGCAUGGUGGUGCUCUUCAUCUUCGCCAUCCUCUGCAUCUUCCUCCGGAACCGCAUCCUGGAGAUUGUGUAUGCCUCACUGGGUGCUCUGCUCUUCACCUGUUUCCUGGCAGUGGACACCCAGCUGCUACUGGGGAACAAGCAACUGUCCCUGAGCCCAGAGGAGUAUGUGUUUGCUGCACUGAACCUAUACACAGACAUCAUCAACAUCUUCCUGUACAUCCUCACCAUCAUCGGCCGCGCCAAGGAGUAGUCCAAGCCCCCAACUCGCUGUGUCCCAUCAGGUGGCAUGGCUGGCCUGGACCCUGCCCCUGGCAUGGCAGUGCCAUCUGUACUUCCCCUCUCUUUCAUCCUAGGCACAGCCUGGGGCAGAGAAAGCCCCUCUCCAACCCUCCUUUAUGUAUACUGCAGAUACUUCUCUUUGGACCCGCUGUGGCCACAGCAUGGCCCUUUUAGUCCUCCCGCCCCUGCCAAGGGGCAACAAGGCCACGUUUCCGGGCCACCUCCUAUUCACUCAUUGUUGCAUGAGCCCUGUCUGCCAGCCCACCCUAGGGUCUGGGGGCAACACCAGGUCCCAGGGGAGAGGGAUUGAGCCAAGAGCUGAGGGUGCACGUCUUCCCUCCUGUCCCAGCUCCCCAGCCUGGCAUAGAGUACCCCUUCCCCUCCCCACUGCACCCUGGAGUGCUGCCCUCUGGGGGACAUUAGUGUGGGGGUCUCAUCCCUGUGCUGAGCCCUGAGGGCAGAGAGGACGGCAUGUUUCAGGGGAGGCAGAAGCCUUCCUCUCACUCUGCUGUCGUUAAAAUGCCAAUAAAUGAGAUCUGCUCUCUGCCUUC
Molecule: messenger RNA, 1864 nt
Organism: Lemur catta (Ring-tailed lemur)
Lineage: Eukaryota; Metazoa; Chordata; Mammalia; Primates; Lemuridae
Gene: GRINA
Product: glutamate ionotropic receptor NMDA type subunit associated protein 1
Exons: 7
Coding region: 169-1284 (371 amino acids)
Biological process (GO): negative regulation of apoptotic signaling pathway
Cellular component (GO): endoplasmic reticulum; Golgi apparatus; membrane
Source: RefSeq, a predicted model, not a curated record